Culicoides brevitarsis is the source of this 854-nucleotide messenger RNA. It is a transcript of the gene RpL30, whose product is annotated as large ribosomal subunit protein eL30. The transcript is spliced from 4 exons. The record is from RefSeq and is a predicted model, not a curated record. Gene Ontology annotation, molecular function: protein binding; RNA binding; structural constituent of ribosome. NCBI's taxonomy places the organism in Eukaryota, Metazoa, Arthropoda, Insecta, Diptera, Ceratopogonidae. Gene Ontology annotation, cellular component: cytosolic large ribosomal subunit. The coding region runs from base 93 to 824 and encodes 243 amino acids.
CAUGUCUCCUGUGAGUGUCGCCGACAAUUGUCGUUCUUUUCUAUCAAGUUUUUUGUGGAGCUCAAACUAAAAAGCAAAUCUAAUUUGUCAAAAUGGUUACAGCUAAGAAGCAAAAAAAGGCUUUAGAGUCCAUCAAUGCCCGCUUGGCACUUGUCAUGAAAUCCGGCAAAUACUGCUUGGGAUACAAACAAACCUUGAAGACUCUCCGUCAAGGCAAGGCUAAGUUGAUCAUCAUUGCCAACAACACGCCCCACUUGAGAAAAUCCGAGGAAAUUUCAUUUACGGUCAGCAUGAAACGCAUCGAGCAUGGCGGAGAUUGGCAUGAAAAGUCUUUCAGUGAAAUUCUGACGUUAGCCAAGCAGUAUAAAGAGCACGGCGUGAAGAUGUUCAAGCAGUUUCCAGUCCAAUUCGCUCAUUUUUACUUUGCAAAGGCCGCAAAAUGCCUUUUGAUGUACAAACCUUUUGGAGAUCUCGAAGAACGAGCUAAAAAUGAGAAUGUCGACGCCUCCGAGUUGAUUCCGUUACUUCGAAAUAUCUACACAAACAUCGCUGCGUGUCUCUUGAAGCAAAAUCGCAUCAAUGACGUCAUCGAUCUGCUUGGUUUCGUCGAAUGGGCAGAAGAACCAGUGCCGGAAAAGGCCGUUUAUCGACUCGCAACUGCUUAUUUCAGCAAAAAAGAUUACGAUAAAGCGCGCGAUGUGAUCAAAAAACUUCCAAAUUACGCGGAAAAUAAGGAGCUGAUGGCACUUUUGGCGAAAAUUAAUCAGGAAUCGAAAGCUGGCGACGAAAAAUAUGCAAAUAUGGUCAAGAAAAUGUUCCAAUAAAGUAGUUUUUUGAGUUUUCCUUUUUUUAUA